CUAGAUGAACCAGAUGAGGAGCCAGAGAAAUCCAUUUUAGAGUGUAAUGAAGUAAGCUCAUCUAAAGCAACCUCCCCUAGUGAUGAACCUGUGCCCAGAACACCGUUAGGGACCCUUGCCCAUCCAGGUUUUGUAGCUUCAACCCCAGACAACAUCACUUCUAAAAUCACCACCAGGCAAGGCAGCAAAACACAGCAGAAAACUAGCAAAGUUAUGCCUUUGGUUACAGGAGCUACAGGUGAGGACAGAUAUAAACCCUUCAGAUUAGGUGAUGUGCAGGCCAUUGUUGAUAAAAUGCCGCCGGUAGCAGAAGGAGGAGGACUGUGGUUAGAACAGAUGGGUAAGGUGACUGCAGGACACACGUUAGCUCUGGGUGACUUCAGGGCAGUGGCAGCCAGGUGUUUCACAGUUCAGGACUUGCAUGACAUUGAGGAGGCAGCCGGACUCAUGACAGAACAGGAUGACGAACCUUUGGCAGACUUUAUAUUCAACAUCAGUACUGUACUGCGAGAGCGAUAUCCAGUUUCUGUUGCAGCAGCCAUACCUAAGUUUUUGUGGAAGCCAGAUCAGCAUCCUAGAGCUUAUCUUGAGCAGUGUAAGGAGGAGUGGGUCCGUAAAACAGGUCAGCAUCCAGGCAGGGAUGAGAGCAAACAGUGGUUCAGGACAGCGGUGUUAGAAGGUGUUCCAGUUCUAGUGAAACAGAGAAUGUGUGAUAAUCCUGACCUUCCAGGAAGUGAUUCUCCAGUG
Molecule: messenger RNA, 747 nt
Organism: Austrofundulus limnaeus
Lineage: Eukaryota; Metazoa; Chordata; Actinopteri; Cyprinodontiformes; Rivulidae
Source: RefSeq, a predicted model, not a curated record